Malaclemys terrapin pileata is the source of this 1592-nucleotide messenger RNA. RefSeq names its product stromelysin-1-like. Bases 7 to 1443 code for a protein of 478 amino acids. The record is from RefSeq and is a predicted model, not a curated record. Gene Ontology annotation, cellular component: extracellular matrix. Gene Ontology annotation, biological process: extracellular matrix organization; collagen catabolic process; proteolysis. The transcript is spliced from 10 exons. NCBI's taxonomy places the organism in Eukaryota, Metazoa, Chordata, Testudines, Emydidae. Gene Ontology annotation, molecular function: metalloendopeptidase activity; zinc ion binding.
UUGAAAAUGAAGAGUCUUUCAUUCCAGAUCUUACUUUGUGUAGCAUUUUCUUAUGCUUUACCAUUAGUUCCAGAAACAGAGAAGAAAAAUGAAGAAGACAUGCAAUUUGCUGAGAAAUAUCUGGAAAAGUACUAUAAACUUAAAACAGAGGCAGAACCUAUCUUUAAAAUGAAGAACAGCAAACCCAUAACUGACAAAAUCCAAGAAAUGCAGAAAUUCUUUGGGCUGAAAGUGACUGGGGAAUUGGAUUCCAGUACUCUGAAGGUGAUGAAGCAGCCCAGGUGUGGAAUACCCGAUGUCGGUCAGUUCAGCACCUUUCCACUGUCUCCUAGAUGGAUAAAAACAGAUCUGAAAUAUAGGAUUUUGAACUAUACACCAGACAUGGAACCAGCUGAUGUAGAUGAAGCAAUUGAGAAGGCUUGGAACGUCUGGAGCAGCGUGACCCCACUGAAAUUCACCAGAGUUUAUGAAGGCAACGCAGAUAUAAUGAUCUCCUUUGUGGCUGGAUUUCAUGGUGACUUCUUUUCCUUUGAUGGACCGGGUAAAACUCUCGCUCAUGCCUUUGCACCGGGCGAAGGUAUUGGUGGAGAUGCCCACUUUGAUGAGGAUGAAUACUGGACAAAAGAUUUGAAAGGAUUCAACUUGUUUCUUGUUGCUGCUCAUGAGUUUGGCCACUCAUUGGGUCUUGGUCAUUCAAAUGACUUUGGCUCCUUGAUGUAUCCAAAUUAUACGCCGAUGGAUACCAGAAACUACAGGCUCCCUCAGGACGAUGUUGAUGGCAUUCAAACCCUAUAUGGACCCCCAGCCUCUUCUGAGCCACCAGCUUCCACACCACCCCCAGAAACACCCACAGAAACAUCAACCACAGGCAUCUGUGACCGUCACAUGACUUUUGAUGCCAUCACCACCCUCCGUGGGGAAAUAAUAUUCUUUAAAGACAGGUACAUCUGGCGCAAGAGUCCUUAUUUCCCAGGUAUUGAGCAUGAUUUAAUUUCUUCCUUCUGGCCAACCCUACCUUCUGGCUUUGAAGCUGCUUAUGAAAUUGACAAAAAGGAUCAAGUGUUUCUUUUUAAAGGCAACCAAUACUGGGUUCUCAGUGGAUACUCUGUACAUCCAGGUUUUCCUAGGAACAUCCACACCCUGGGCUUUCCAAGAUACGUUAAGACAAUUGAUGCUGCUGUUUAUGAUGAGAAUACAAAAAAAACGUACUUCUUUGUAGGUGACAAGUAUUGGAGUUAUGAUGAAGUCACCGAAUCCAUGGAAAAGGGUUAUCCAAGACGCAUAUCGGUUGACUUUCCAAGAAUUGGCAAUAAGGUCGAUGCUGCUUUUCAGGAAAAAGGAAAUUUCUAUUUUUUCCAUGGCUCAAAGCAGUAUGAGAUAGACACCAAGUCCAAGAAAGUUAUUCGUGAAAUGCAGAGAAAUAGUUGGUUUGACUGCAAAUAAGAGCAGACACACAAGGCAAAAGAAACAGAACCCAAUUUUGUAUGCACUAGAGAUGGCUUUUCAUCAAUGUUUUGUUUCUAAUCAGUGUUAUUUAUCUUUUACUUUAUGUCUGAGUCACAUAAGAGCUGUGAUCCCUGAUAAAUAUUAUU